AUGACGAUUGUCGACCGCGUAUUCGGAGACUAUACCAACUACCACCUUAUACAGUACUCGAUUUAUCCAAAUGAAAAUUGUACCGUAGCUACGUAAGUUAAUUCAUCUUACAGUUUACUUUGAAACUUUGUCAUUUUUUGUGUUAUAAAAGGGACUCAAGCCAGUUUUAAAGGACAUCGUAAACCAAACUUACUUUUAGUAAAAUACGACAUUCGACAUUUUUGUUUAUUCUAUUGUAAUACAGUGAACUCCUGUAUAAAGAGUCGUUCGGAGAUUUAAAAGUUGCCCGUUGUACGGAAAUUUUGUUAUAGAAAAAUUCGUUAUACAAGAGUUCCACUGUAUAUUGGAUAAAAGUGUUACAAGAAAAGGUUUGUCAUGAAGUUAAGUCAAUGUCUAAUUUUUAAACGAAAAAUAAUCUGCUUUUUUCAGAUUGAAAGUCAAUUUCUCCAUUUGUGAAGCCUUCGAAGUGCAAUUAUCACCGUUAUCGUAGGUUAAUUUUGAAUUUAUUAGCCAAAAACGUAGGUAUAGCCGGCUAUUUCUCUAGGCAAACGUUUUGCCUAUAACGGUUUAGGCAAAACACGGUUGCUCAGACCGGUUGAAGCAAAACACUAUCUCCUAUAGAAAUAAUCGGCUGGCUACCAGAGGCGUCGCUAGGGGGGGGGGCAUCCACCCCCUCCCAGAGCCGAUCCGAAAAAAAAAUUCCACAGGUCCUGUACGUGAAAAAUCCAAAAAAAAUUUUUUGAAAAAUCGGUCCACAGGAGCUACCUGUAAACGAGAAAAAAUUUUUUUGAGUCUCCACCCCCAGACGUUUUUGGUCUUAUUUAUAACAGAAUUCAGCAGUAAAAUGUUAAACAACCCUACAUUUCAGAGAAAGCGGCGAAAAGCAGAUAGAAUUUGCAGUGAAAACCGGCUCGUCAGAUCACUUCAAUUUCGUCCGAAAAACCCAUAUUACAGUACUCUACAAAAAAGGCUACAUCAUUGCAGAUGGAAAACUGGUAGGCAAAUGCCCUUGCGUUCCAGCCAUCGACCGACGCACCGAAUACGACCGACUUUCGACCACUUUUGUCAUUGAAGACGGAUGCGCUUACAAGAUAUACAUCGACCCAUACUAUGGUAUGGCAUAUGCACCAAUGCUGCAACGAUUGACCGCUGACAACUCGUCCAGUGAUGACGAUAAGAUCAAGGUUAGAGUUGUUAAGACCAACUGGAACUUUUAUGCUCUGAAUAUACUGGCCAAAGUGAUGUAAGUUGGAAAUAGCAUAGACUAAAGUUUAAAAAAUUGUUAUUCACCCGCUUAACUACAAAUUAUUUCAGUGGAAUAUUCAUUGGAACAAUUCUCUUUGCCAUUUUUUGUGUGUGCGGUUGCCAAACGCUGGGAAGAGAAAAAGCCGUCUCCAAAUCAGUUUGCCAAAGGAAAAGGACCAAGCGGAAGUAAGGAACCAUUAGGAAGCAAGGACCAAAUUGGAAGUCAAGAACAAAUUGGCAGUAAGGAACCAGGAAAAGUCACCUCGUUAGAGCCAUCAAGUAGCGACAAUACCAGCGAUCAACUAAAAGAUAAGAAAGGAAAAACGAUUGACACUUUUGCCAAAGAAACAAAGGAUUCCAAGGCCAGCACGGUCAAAUAA
This is a messenger RNA of Bursaphelenchus okinawaensis, 1625 nucleotides long. The record is from the annotation of a GenBank genome assembly. Lineage: Eukaryota; Metazoa; Nematoda; Chromadorea; Rhabditida; Aphelenchoididae.